UUUAACAGUCUCAUUGUCAGCCAUGCUCUUUUAGUGUCAGAUGUUUCUUAAAUCUUCUCCUUUGUUUUGAGGUUUUUCUCUUUUUCUGUCUCUCUCCAGGUUCUUGUUGCCACCUAUCUGUUUCCUUCUCCAUCUGUUUCCUUCUCUUUCUUUAAAAAUACAAGCAAACCCUUUUUUUGAAGCAGUUAACCUAUCUAAUUCCCUUCUAUUUACCACUUUUGGGAUUUCUAUUCAUAAUCUGGCAAUUACAUUGGAGUUGUUUGCACUGGACACUGCCCUGUUGGGUUAAAAGGCCUGUAUCCUUCCCAACUGUAAUUUCUUUCUGCUAUCUGACUAAUUUUAGGCUGACUGAUCACAUCAGAGUCCCGACCUUCUAAAGACUCUCAGCUGCCAUCAUGCUCCACCUGUCUUUUGAUUGAUGUCUUGGAGCUGGGCCCUGCCUCUCAUUUCCCUGGGUCAAUCUACAUUUAGAGGCGUUUUGGGUUUUCUCUCAUCCUUACCCCUCACUCUAUCUCUGUAUCUGCAUUGAGCUCUCAAAUGUCCAACUUUUCCACACUGAAAACAUCGAGUUUCUCUAGAAGUCCUUUGCCAAGAAGGACCCUGUCUUCCGAUGUUCAUCAUAGUUUGGGCAUAAUAAGCAUUUGUGCCCACUGUGGCACAGCGUCUUAUGAUCUCCUCUAAAGGAGCAUCUUUGUCUAGUCCCCAUAUAAUUCUUUUGCAAAUCUCAUUGGCAUUUUCCUUAGCCAGAUGUCUGGUCAUUAUUUCUGUGGCAGCAUUAUCUCCAAUGGUUCUUAUAACAGCUGUCUGCAAACGUCCCACAAAAUAAGCAAAAGAUUCAUUGGGACCUUGCUCUAUUUUUGUGAAAGCUUUACUUCCAUCUUUCUGUCCAGGGAGAGAAGACCAAGUUUUUAGUGCAGCCUUAGAAAUUUGCUCAUACACUGGUAUCCCAUACCAGUUCUGAAUUCUUUCCAUAUUGACCUUCACCAGCUAGUUGGUCAAAAGCUAUUUGUACAUUAGCUCCUGUUUGCCUAUUUCGUUGGGCUUGAAUCCUACAUAAUUCAUGAUACUCUGAAAGCCACAACAAAUUUUGUCCAGGUUCUAAACAUGACCUUGCUAUGGAUUUCCAAUCAUUCGGGGUUAAGAUUUCAUAAGACAAAUUAUCUAAUAACCUCUUCACAUAAGACGAUGUAGCCCCAUAAAGAGUGCAACUCUUUUUCAAAUCUUUAAUUUUUUCCAAAUUAAAAGGAGUGUAUUUUCUCUCUUUUUGACCUGAAGAGUCAAGCUUUUCAAUCACAGGGUAUGCAUUUAUAAAACCCAAUAUAUCUCCUCCUUUAUUUUUUAACUUAAUGCCUUUUCUAAUCUUGUCAUAUUCUUCUUCACAGGAGAAGCUGAUUGCAUUUUUGCUUCUCUCUUUCCCCCUUCUUCCCCUACCCAGGAAAGGUUAAUUGAGGGGGGAGGGUCAUAAGAUGUGGAAUGAUCUACCUGCUGUGAAGUAUCAACACUCAGAAAUUGUACUUAACUCCAUCCUUAUCUGAUUCUUCCUGCUUUUCACCUCGUUUAGUUGGCACUUCCCCUUCUUGCUCUUUCUUCUUUUUCCUUAUUUUAACACUUAAAACAUUUCCUAAAGCCAGUUGUAUUAAAUUGUAUAUAUAAAGUAUAUUUUUGGAAAUUGAGUUUGGAUGAUAAUAGUAUUCACCCAAUUUCUCUCCUAUUAAUUUCCACUGGUCUGGAUCCAGUUCUUUUUCUAUAGAGAACCAAAGACAUAUGUACUUAACAUUUUCUAAAAGUUCAGUGAUCUGCUCCAAAAUUAUAAUCAAACCUUGGCUUUCCAUAACUUUGACAAUGCUCUCUAAACAUUUUCCUUGAACAGAAACAGAAGGCUGUUUUCUAAACAUCUGUUCCAUCUUAGAUGAAAUUCUACUUUAACUCUUUUAACAAAAUUUCUUUGUUGUACUCUCCCUAAUUUUUGGGUUGAAGAGUCUUUUCCACUGGAAUCAGGAUCAGAGGCUUUUCCACUGAAAUCCACUGAGGAGCCUGUCAAUCCCACAUUGAGCGCCAAAAUGUGGUGUUCUCUUCUUUAAAAUAUAAUGGUUCUCUCUGGGAGCAGGUUUCUUGGAAAGGUUUUCUGGAGGCAGCCUUUCAGUUAAAAGUAAUAAUUACUCCAAACUCAGUCAGGUGAUAAAAGUUCAGAUCUUUUAUUGCUUCCUCCAAAAUAGCCCGGUUAGUUUUUCUUAGGGGCCUAUCUUUUUGCUUGGUUCCAAGAGCUCUUGCAGUUGUCCUUUGCCUCUGCUUUCUUCAGCCUCCAGCCAGCACAAAGGUGGAAGAUGGAAUGAAUCUGUCUUGCCUCCGAGAGAGGGCUGAACUGACUGACUGGCUCAUUGAAGCUCUUUUUAUGCUCUGUGUAAAAGGUUGACUCCUCCUCCGAGAGUGGGAUUAUGGGAUCCGAGACUGGGAUUAUGGGUUUCUGACUUGUGAAUCUCAUACCGAAUACUGCCUUGUGAAUCUCCCAAAAGUGUGAACUCCAAUGAGUACUUAAAUAAUUCUUGCUUAUAUGAGCUCUCUAAAGGUGUGAACACAAGCAUUGUAUCAAUUCCAUUGAGUUAACACUAGGAUUCUAACAUUUCCCUUGAGUUCUCGACUUGUUUCAAAUUGAGUUAACACUAGCAUUCUAACAGUUAGGAUCAUAACUAGCUUGCCUAUUGUUGAGAGUAAUCUUAAAUGAAGUUACUAUUAUAUUAAGGAAAGAAAAAACAGUUGAACUUUUAAUAGGCCAGCUAAAAGACAGUAAGGGGUGAUCUACUUUAAAGUAAAUUAUUUAUAUAGUCAGGGAAUACAGUUUCCACUUGGCUGGCUGGUAGCGGAAGAAAGAGUUUUCAGAGGAAGAAGCUACGAGUGGAGAGUUCAGAGGACAACCAGAUUCAUCUUCAUCUCACACCACUGUGGUUGGUGGCUGGGCUCCUGAACUCCCCCCACUGAGACCAAGCUGGUCUGAAAGACUCACCAGAAAGCUAGCCCAGCCCCAAGUGAAGGAGACAAGAGAUUCAUUCCAUCUCUGUGCUGGCUGGAAGCUGAAGAAAGCAGAGGCAGAGGCUAAAGACAAAACCUUUGGAUUUGGAGACAUUCAGAAGGCUCUAAGCUAACCGGGCUAUAUUAGAGAUAAUAAAAGAUCUGAACUUUUAUCGCCUGGCUGCGUUUUGAGGUGAUUAUUACUUUCAACUGAUACUAAAGCUGCCUUCAAGAAAACCCCCGAGAAACCUGUACCUCUUCCCCAGAAAGAAUCAUUUUAUAUUAUAUAUUUAAAAGAAGAAAAAGAAACACCACAUUUAUACAAACAUUUCUUUUAUGGAAUCUCACAAAAUGAGUUGUAUUGGCAGUUUUAAUAUGCAGUAACAAAUAGAUCCAUCCUUAUACAUCAAAUUAUGAGGUAAGUCACAGAAAUAGUGGAACUCCCUGCCUCUCUCCCUCCUUCCCCCACCCCACCCCAAAAGGCUAACCAAAACACCUAGCUAUACUGAAAAGACAUCCAACCACAUGAAUAAAAAAUUUUAAUUUAACUUUAAAAUCAAGUCAAGCCAAUGAUAUUUCCCUAUCUAUCAUCCUUUUGGACACAACAUAAUCACCUUUCUAUCACCAUAUCAAUCCUAUGAAGUUGCUACUAUAAAUAUUAGUAUUUCCCUUUUACAAGUGAAAAAAAAAAAAGUCAAGGGAACAGCCAAUGUUCACAGCUAGUAAAUUUGAUAGGGCAGGAUAUUUCAUCCAGGGAAUGAGCUAUCAGAGUUCUGGACUACUAUUACCCUUAUCAAGUUAUGGCUAAUCAUUCCAGUAAUUCAGUAAAGUGAAAAACAAAACGUAGCAUUCAGUUUUACCUUCCUUUUUUUAUUUAUUGGAUUGCUCUUUUUUAAAAUUAAAGCUUUUUAUUUACAAAACAUAUGCAUAGGUAAUUUUUCAAGCAUUGACCCUUGCAAAACCUUUUAUUCCAAAUUUUCCUCAUCUUCCCUCCACCCCCUACCUGGCAAGUAGUCCAAUACAUGUUAGAUAUGUUAAAAUAUAUGUUAAAUCCAAUAUAUGUAUACAUAUUUAUACAGUUAUCUUGCUGCAUACGAAAAAUCAGAUAAAGAAGGAAAAAACAAAACAAAAUACAAGCAAACAGAAUGCUAUAUUGUGGUCCACACUCAGUUCGCACCUGGACUAUUUUUUUUUAAUUUUAUUAUUUUUUUUUAAUUUAAAUUUUAUUUUAUUUAAUAAUAAAGUUCGCACCUGGACUAUUUUUUUUUAAUUUUAUUAUUUUUUUUUAAUUUAAAUUUUAUUUUAUUUAAUAAUAACUUUGUAUUGACGACUAUUCUUUUAAAGAAAAUAGUUUAUAGUUCAACUCAAAAGCCCGUGCGUCUCCCCCACCCCUUCCACCCCCGUUUCUCCCAGCAUUUAUUGGAAGUGGAAACAGAUUUUGUUUUCCGCACUUUCGGCUGACUAGGACGCGAUAGCCCAGAAGAGAAUGGGACUAGAUUGGAGAGAAGGAAGGAAGGGGGGAGGGGUAAAGGAGGAGGGAAAGGAACCAAAGGGACUCAGUCCAAACCCCGGCAGCUAUAAUAAAGUCAACCCUCCAUCUUUCCUAGACAGUCGUGGAAAGGGAGAAAAAAUGGAACGGGAGCGGUAGACAAGAAGAGAGGAAACCUCUACUUAACAAAGAGCCCUUUUUUUCCCAGAGCCAAGUCCUCCAUGGACUUGGAAAGGCCCGAGCGUCCCCUUUCCCAGCAGUUGCCAUGCCGCCCCCGGAACUUAGACAGUGAAGAAAAGCAGCUGGACAUCCUGCCUGAGGAGAAGGAAGUGGAAGAAAUGCAACGGUAUCAGCGGCGGUCCCAGCCCGGCCCGCGGGGGGCGUCGGACAGCAGCAGCAGCAGCAGAGCACCGUCUGGGUUUCGGAAUGGCACGGACGGUGGGAGUAUCAUCCCGGCCCCGGCCAUACGGGCCGAGCUCCGGGAAGUGGGUGACUUACUGGCGUCUACCCCGGCGAAGUCGCCCCAUUCGUACAUUGCGCUCAUCACCAUGGCCAUCUUGCAAAGCCCGCACAAGCGGCUCACACUGAGCGGCAUCUGCGCCUUUAUCAACGACCGCUUCCCCUACUAUCACCGCAAAUUCCCGGCCUGGCAGAACAGCAUUCGUCACAACCUGUCGCUCAAUGACUGCUUCGUCAAAAUCCCUCGGGAGCCGGGCCACCUGGGCAAGGGCAGUUACUGGAGCCUUGACCCGGCCUUCCUGGAUAUGUUCGACAACGGAAGUUUUAUGCGCGGGAGAAAACGCUUCAAACGCCCGGCCUUAGGCGCUCCGCUGUGCUCGCCCUUGCAACCCAUGGGGCCUCCGGGACUCCUUCUCUGUCCCGCCGUGGCCGCGCCCGUCUCUGCCCGGCUCAGCCCGGACCCCCUGCUGCAGCCGCACCCGCUGUGCUACAUUGUUUUGCCGGCCCCGACCUGCCCCGCGCCUCUGCUGAGGAAAGGGGGCAACGUGCACCCUCAGCCCAGUGUUCCAGUCCGGUAACUGUCGCGGGGCCAAGGGUUCCUCGUUCAGCAUCAACAGCAUCUUGCAGGGAGACCGAGGAGGGAGCGCGGGGGCGCCUCUAACGUCCCCCUGGGGUCAUUGCCACUUGUGGCACGCUCCGGCUCUGGACACCUCACGGUGGCUGCGAGUGUCCGCUACCGCCCGGAUGUUACUACAGCAGCAGCGAUCGACUGCUUCUCCAGCAAGAUCUCGCUUCUCGGCCGUUUCUUGUCCACCGCGCCAUUAGGAUGCCCAUCCGGGACGGCACCAAGCUGCUUUCGCAAGUGGCUUCCACCGGCCAGGAGGCGGGCGCUCCUGCUUUGAGUCACCUGCCUGCAGCGCCCUCAGACCUUUGACUGCGAGAGCUUCAGCCACUGCUUUGAAAUCUCUUUCUCCCUUUAACCUCCCCUUCUUGCUCCUGCUUGGAAGGAAAUCUGGAAUAAUCACAUCUAGUUAGGUCUCCCCUGUUUUAUGGAUUCGUAAACAGAUUUGCAUCCCUGUCAGCUUCAAGAUUACUACUUGCCUAUUAAAGAUUUUUCCCCCGGCUUAUCUAGUUUUCUUGUUGAGCUUUUAACCCUCGCAGCGAAGCACGAGGGUUAUUUAUAGAUCGAUAUAGUUUAUGUAUUUUACUCCGCAAAGUGUUUACCAAGGAAAUGACCUGGUUUUGCUUUUCCAGGGCAACCUGAGAGUAAACAACUAAUUGCACGGAAUAUGAAUUGGGUCGGUUUACUUCUUGGGUUUGUCCCAAGUGACCAAAUGUGGGCUAUGUAUUAUGUAUUUUUCUAAUAUGCUUAAAGAUUACGCCUCCCUCCCCCCCCAACUGGGCUCCGGUAAUUGAAAAAAAGAAAAAAAAAAAACUUCAAAAACCAUAACUUCCAGGUACAAGAGCUUCUUCUUCCAAGCCCUCUUUGAACUAUGAGGUUUUUUUUUUCAAAGUGUAUAGUAUUUGUCUCUCUUUUUCUUCCAGACAAUCCAUCUAUAAUAUAAUUAGAAAUUUUGAAUUUUGCAAUAUUUAUUUUUUGUAAAAGUGUUUUCGACAUUACACACACACACACACCCUGAGAUAACUUAUCUAAUAAAAUUUAUCUUCUA
Molecule: messenger RNA, 6624 nt
Organism: Antechinus flavipes (yellow-footed antechinus)
Lineage: Eukaryota; Metazoa; Chordata; Mammalia; Dasyuromorphia; Dasyuridae
Gene: FOXD4
Product: forkhead box D4
Exons: 1
Coding region: 4717-5532 (271 amino acids)
Biological process (GO): cell differentiation; anatomical structure morphogenesis; regulation of transcription by RNA polymerase II
Molecular function (GO): DNA-binding transcription factor activity, RNA polymerase II-specific; RNA polymerase II cis-regulatory region sequence-specific DNA binding
Source: RefSeq, a predicted model, not a curated record